Messenger RNA from Leptomonas pyrrhocoris, 3001 nucleotides. RefSeq names its product putative beta prime cop protein. Gene Ontology annotation, biological process: retrograde vesicle-mediated transport, Golgi to endoplasmic reticulum; intra-Golgi vesicle-mediated transport; intracellular protein transport. Gene Ontology annotation, cellular component: COPI vesicle coat. Gene Ontology annotation, molecular function: structural molecule activity; protein binding. The record is from RefSeq and is a predicted model, not a curated record. NCBI's taxonomy places the organism in Eukaryota, Euglenozoa, Kinetoplastea, Trypanosomatida, Trypanosomatidae. The coding region runs from base 242 to 3001 and encodes 919 amino acids. The transcript has a single exon.
AGUGGAAGUAAAACUUUGAAAAACUGUUCCAAAAACGUAGAUUGUGUUUUUGCAGCUGGCCACCGUGACGUGUUGAGCUGGCAUGGUGAGUCCUUUCUCAACGGCACCCAACUAAGCAAAGAGGUUCUACCAAAAAAAUAAACUCCCUACGGUUUUCAGCAGCACAACGCCCUCGACUCAACAACCGCACAUAACUUCCAGCAAUAGCAAGCAGCAGAAAGAAGCGCAAAAAAUAAAUAAAAUGUCUGUCGGGACGGCUGCCACGGUGGAGUUCACGGCAUCCAGCCAGCGUGUGAAGAUGGUGGACAUGCAUCCGAAGGAGUCCAUCUUCAUCGCCGCGCUGUACUCGGGUGCCAUCAACUUGUACAACUACCAGACACAGGCCCUCAUCCGCACCUUCGACACCGGCACGGCUCUGCCGGUGCGCUGCGCACGUUUUGUGCCGCGCCUGCAGAGCUUUGUGUGCGGCUGCGACGAUAUGAACGUGCGGGUGUACAACUACAACACGAUGGAGCGUACUAAAACGUUUCAGGCCCACGACGACUACAUUCGCAGCAUCGCCGUCCACGACCAACUGCCGUUGGUGCUGACCUGCGCCGAUGACAUGACGAUUCGGCAGUGGGACUGGAGCAAAGGAUGGGCCCUGCAGAUGACGUACGAGGGUCACCAGCACUUCUGCAUGGCCAUCGCCUUCAACCCAAAAGACUCCUCGACGUUCGCGUCUGCCUCGAUGGACUGCACCGUCAAGGUGUGGCGCAUCAACAACCCCACGUCGAACUACCAGCUCGAGGGCCACGAAGACGGCGUGAACUGCGUGGAGUUCUACCCGCGCGGCGACAAGCCCUACCUGCUGAGCGGGUCCGAUGACCGGACGGUGCGUCUGUGGGACUACCAGACGAAAGCCUGCCUCCAGGUCUUCUCCUUCCACGAGGACAACGUGUCCUGCGUGCUCUUCCACCCGGACCUGCCCAUCAUUUUUUCCAUCUCCGAGGCGGACAACAUCGCCGCCUUCUCAACCGAGACGUUCCGCCUGCUCUACACGUGCAACCACACCGACAUGGGCCGUGGGUGGUCGCUGACCUCCAAGAGGCAAUCCAACAUGCUCAUCGCCGGCUUUGACAACGGCGUGCGGGUUUACAAGGUCGGCGUCGACAAACCCGUCUUUUCGAUGGACGUCAACGGCCGCGUGCUCGUCGCGACCGGCAACGAACUCACCCGCAUGGACAUCAAAGGCGUCGGGCCCGACACGCCAGACGGCGAAGUUCUCAGUGUGGCCAGCAAGGACAUGGGAACGGUGGAGGCCACGGCGCGCGCUAUCCGCCACGCCGCCAACGGUCAGUUUAUCUGCGUCCUCGGCGACAGCGACUACACCAUCAUCUCCUCUCUCUCUCUCCGACCCAAGUCGUAUGGGCAGUGCACGUCUUUUGUGUGGGGUCCGGAGAACGGCGCAUACGCCGUGCUGGAGGGAUGGAUGACGGUGAAGAUUUACAAAGGCUUCAAGGAACGCGCCGUGCUCUCCCUCCCGGCUGCGGCGGACGAACUCUUCGGCGGCCCGCUGCUGGCUGUGCGCAUGGCGAACAGCGUCCUCUUCUACGACUGGGGCACGCUCGCGCUGAUUCGGCAGAUCGACGAGCGGCCCGUCACCCUCGAGUGGAGCCUGACCGGGGAGCUGGUGGCGCUGGCGACAGACGCGGGCGUUUUCUUGUUGAAGUUCAACAGCGAGGCGGUGGCGCAGUAUCUGGCACAGGGCAACCCGACCGGCGACGACGGGCUCGACUUCUCCUUCGACCUGGUCGAGGAACUGGACGAGAAAGUGCGGGAUGUUGCGUGGGUUGGGGACUGUCUCGUGUACAUCAACCAGGUGCACCGGCUGAACUAUUACAUCGGCGGCGAGGUCAACAACAUCGCGGUGCUGAGCCGCAACCAGUAUCUGCUGGGCUACCUGCCAAAAGAGAACCGCCUCUUCUGCAUCGACAAGGAAAAGAACAUCACGAGCUAUCUGCUGCAGGUGGACGUGAUCGAGUACAUGGCCGCUAUCGUGCGCGAGGACUACGACGCGGCCAAUACGUUGCUGCCCAAUGUCGAUGUCAGCCUGCGCGACAAACUCUCGCGCUUCGUGGAAUCGCGCGGGCUACUCGAGAUGGCACUCGAGAUUGCCACCGACGACGAGCAUCGCUUCAACCUCGCAGUGCAGCUCAAGCAGCUUCCCCUGGCCCACAGCAUCGCCAGCGCCGCCAACGUCGCCUCUUACUGGAAGCAAGUUGGAGACAUGGCGCUAGAGCAAGGAUUCUUUGACAUGGCCAUCACGGCGCUCGAGAAGUGCAACGACUGGAGCGGGCUGCUGUUGAUUUACACCUCGUUAAACGACCUGGAAGCCGUCUCGCGCCUCGGUGAUCGCUGCGUCGAGGCUGGACAGGCGAAUCUCGCGUUCACGUGCUACCACCUGACGGGCCGGCACGAGGAAUGUGUCGAAUUGCUGCAGCGCACUGGCAAGACAGGCGAGGCCGCUUUUUAUGCGCGCACUUACUGCCCCGCAUGCAUCGAGGACGCCGUGGCACAGUGGAAGGUCUCCGUGGCAGCUAUCCCUCUCGUGAGCCAGGCGCUCGCGAACCCGGCGGCGUACCCAAACCUUUUUCCCACGCUGCGCGACGCGGCGCCGAAGGAGGCGAAGGAGGAGUUCUCACCGCCAUCGUUCAAGUUCGCCGAGUCACCGACCCACGAGGCCGACCAGAAACGGGACGAGGAGGAACGGGAGACACGGGCGCGGGCACCAGCGCCGCAUGAAGUACCAUCUGCGCAGCCCACUGCGUCCCAUCCCGCGCAGCCUCACCCCACUACCCCAACGGUGGACGAGCUUUGCCGCCCUGCUGCGGAGGCGCCUUCCGCAGUCGCCCCUGUCCCAGCAGUUUCCGCGGCAGCUCCCUUUGUUCACCAUGACCACGCGGGGUCCGAGUCCAGUGGGAUGCAGGAACUAGAGGAGAAUGAAGCGUGGGGCGAGUAA